AUGGCAGAUGCAGCAAAGAUACAAGAACUUCUCGCCAAGCCUCGCAAUGAGCUCACCGAGUUCGAGGUUGCGCAAAUCGAAGAGCAUGAAUUCACAUCCGGUCCCCUCUCUCUUCUCCAAGCUGCUGUCCGUUCGCAUGGACAGGUACUGAUUUCCUGCCGUAACAACCGAAAAUUACUUGCGCGCGUUAAGGCUUUCGAUCGUCAUUGCAACAUGGUGUUGGAGAAUGUUAAGGAGAUGUGGACUGAGACUCCACGAUUGAGCGGUGGUGGAAAGGGAAGACCAGUAAACAAGGAUAGAUUCAUCAGUAAGAUGUUCUUGAGAGGAGAUUCCGUCAUUCUAGUCCUCCUAAGCUGA
Molecule: messenger RNA, 357 nt
Organism: Botrytis sinoallii
Lineage: Eukaryota; Fungi; Ascomycota; Leotiomycetes; Helotiales; Sclerotiniaceae
Exons: 4
Coding region: 1-357 (118 amino acids)
Biological process (GO): RNA splicing; spliceosomal snRNP assembly
Cellular component (GO): precatalytic spliceosome; U4/U6 x U5 tri-snRNP complex; U5 snRNP
Molecular function (GO): RNA binding
Source: RefSeq, a predicted model, not a curated record